Messenger RNA from Diachasma alloeum, 1321 nucleotides. It is a transcript of the gene Archease, whose product is annotated as protein archease-like. Gene Ontology annotation, biological process: tRNA splicing, via endonucleolytic cleavage and ligation. Gene Ontology annotation, cellular component: tRNA-splicing ligase complex. Bases 36 to 503 code for a protein of 155 amino acids. NCBI's taxonomy places the organism in Eukaryota, Metazoa, Arthropoda, Insecta, Hymenoptera, Braconidae. The record is from RefSeq and is a predicted model, not a curated record. The transcript has 4 exons.
UCCGCUUCGCGCUUCCGAUCAGCUGAUCAAUCAUCAUGGAAACGUUAACGGACGAGGACUAUGUUCCGGCGCCAAUUAAAUACGAAUAUCUGGAUCAUACAGCAGAUGUUCAGAUCCACGCAUGGGGAGAAACAAUGCAAGAAGCCUUCGAGCAGUGUGGAGUAGCAAUGUUCGGUUACAUGACCGAACUGGACUCAGUCGAAAUCUUCAUGACACAUAACAUCGAAGCAGAAGGUGAUGACAUCCAAGCACUCCUCUACCAUUUCCUCGAUGAAUUACUCUUCAUGUUCUGUGCAGAGCCUUUCCUAGUCGCUAAGAAAAUAAAAAUAACCGAAUUCGACCUACAGAAUUUCAAACUCAAAGCAACAGCAUAUGGAGAAGAAUUUAUGCUUGGUAAACACCCCCAAGGGGCGGAAAUAAAGGCGAUAACGUAUUCAGCAAUGCAAGUUUUAGAUCGACCAGAAGUCCCUCGUCCUGAAAUAUUUGUCAUCGUCGAUAUUUGAUUGAUAAUUCCUACUAGAUUGAUGUUCUUGUCCCCAGUAUACAUCUCUAACAUCUGCACCUUCAACUGCUUCAACAAAAUUCUUUACAAUCUCACCCUCUCCUCCCUCUCCCCUCAUCACUCGUUUCCCAAGAUUUUUGGAAGGAAAGAGACAGUUAAAACAACAGUCGGAGGGGUGGAAGCCUCGGGAAUUUGUCGUUUAUACGCCUGGAGUUUCUUUUCAAAUAAAUACGUUACGACUUUAACUAAACACCGGGCCCAACCUCUCCCCCUCCAGCCUGUUAUACAUUUAUCCCCUCUGUAAUUUCUCGAUAAUCCGGCCUACUAACUCCUCAGGGAUGUGACGACUUAUGACGUCACCCAAAAUGAAAAAAAAAAAACUAGGGGAGAUUGGGGCAGAACGAGAUGUAUUUAAUUUCAAUUCGCGAUGGGUAGAGUGAAAUUUUGCCGAUCCUCGACCAUUUUCAAAUUUUUUUUUUCAGUUUCAAGAUGAGACCAGAUUCAUUCUAGUCGUAUCACUCAAUGAGCUGAUAUUAGGAAUAAAAAAAGGCCCAUCUGCCUCAUUCUCUCCUGAUGCGUAACCAAAUUUUCUAUUAUUCGUUGAAUUUUUUUAAUCAACUUUUCAUUUAAACAGGACAAUUUUUGGCAUUUGUUGUUCAUUCCGCCGUUAUUAUCAUUUAAAAAUAAUAUGAAUAAUAUAAAUAAUUAUGAAUUAUUUGAGACUAAUUGUCGCGAAUAAUAACCACCACGGAUGAAAAAAAUUAAUAAAAAACCUAGCGAAUUCGUUAGAAAAUUCUAUUGGGUUUCUGUUCAACUUUC